This is a messenger RNA of Iphiclides podalirius (scarce swallowtail), 345 nucleotides long. The record is from the annotation of a GenBank genome assembly. NCBI's taxonomy places the organism in Eukaryota, Metazoa, Arthropoda, Insecta, Lepidoptera, Papilionidae.
AUGUUGCCCUACCUCAAAUUCAACUCUAGCUACAGCCCUGCUAUCAGACUGUCGUGGGACAAGCGGCAGAAGACGCUAGCGCCGACGUUCAACUCGGCGGACUAUUAUUAUGCGCUGUUUUCGCAAAACGUGCCGCCCACCCUCCACGUGUUGGCGAGGCACUCUGGCGGCGGCUACGCGCAGGGCAAAGCGCCCGCCGCCCAGCUGUUGUCCGACCUCGAACGCAACGUGCCUAACGUCAGAGUGCUGCGCGUCGACGGCGGUCACGACGUGCACCUCACGAACCCCGAGAGGAUCGCCCCCGCGAUAGUCUCCUUCCUGGAGGAGGGAAGGAAAUCGAAGCUG